This is a messenger RNA of Patella vulgata (common limpet), 5971 nucleotides long. Its product is annotated as phosphatidylinositol 4-phosphate 5-kinase type-1 alpha. Bases 216 to 2315 code for a protein of 699 amino acids. Lineage: Eukaryota; Metazoa; Mollusca; Gastropoda; Patellidae. Gene Ontology annotation, molecular function: phosphatidylinositol kinase activity. The transcript is spliced from 19 exons. The record is from RefSeq and is a predicted model, not a curated record. Gene Ontology annotation, biological process: phosphatidylinositol metabolic process.
CGCAUGCGUAUUGAAAAUGUCUGUCAGCCGAUGUUAAACCGCAAAUAUUCUAUUUUAUUGAACAAGUUCUUGAUUCAGAUUCGAUAUUUCGGCACUAGUAGUUUCAGGCGAUUUUAUUUAAACACAAUCAAGAUAGGCUAUAUAGCACUGAGCAGGCUUCUCGUAUGUAAGGAUAAUUUCACAAUCUCCAUUGUAUUGUUGUGACCGUGACCAAAAUGGCGACGGCUGCAGAAAUCCGACAGCCGGGGCCGAUGUCGAUGUCGAUAACAGACGAUGGAGAUACAGAGCAAUUAGAAGAAACAAUCGGAUAUGACAAGACAGAAAAACAAGGCUCACUGGAUGUUAGCAUGGCUUCUACUGGGCCAGGAGCUAAAGGUCUACGAGACAGAAAACUGGGUCACAGACGUGUUGAUCAUGCUGGUGUAGUUACUUAUAAAAAGAAACCUACUAGUGAGCUUAUGGCUGCUAUACAGUUAGGUAUGGGACAAAGUAUUGGAGGUUUAUCAUCGAAACCAGAAAGAGAUGUAUUGAUGCAAGAUUUUGCUGUGGUAGAAAGUGUCUUCUUUCCAAAAGAAGGAAGUAAUUUGACACCAGCACAUCAGCACAGUGAUUAUCGUUUUAAGACGUAUGCUCCUGUAGCUUUUCGUUAUUUUCGUGAAUUAUUUGGUAUUCAACCAGAUGAUUUUAUGAUGUCAUUAUGUGAUGAACCAUUACAAGAAUUAAGUAAUCCUGGAGCUAGUGGUAGUAUAUUUUAUAUAACACAAGAUGAUGAAUUUAUUAUAAAAACAGUACAGCAUAAAGAAGCUGACUUUUUAACUAAACUUUUACCAGGAUAUUUUUUGAAUCACAGUCAAAAUCCCAGAACAUUACUGCCUAAAUAUUAUGGUUUAUAUUGUUAUCAGUGUGGAGGAAAGAAUAUUCGAUUUACUGUUAUGAAUAAUUUACUGCCAUCAUCAAUAAAAAUGCAUGAGAAAUAUGAUCUGAAAGGUAGUACGUACAAAAGAAAAGCAUCCAAAAGUGAACGUGCCAAAUCAAAUCCUACUUUGAAAGAUUUAGACUUUAAUGAAAAUCAUCCUGAAGGUAUUCUAAUGGAAAAAGAAUAUUAUGAUGCUCUUAUAAAAACACUUAACCGAGAUAUUAGGGUUUUAGAAAGUUUUAAGAUAAUGGACUUCAGUUUAUUAGUUGGUAUACAUAAUCUAGAUGCUGUGGAAAGAGAAAAGGGACAUACUAGAGUUGUAUCAGAAUGUAGUGAAUAUGAUUCAGGUUAUCCACAUCAAGAUUCUGUAGACACACAACAGGGUAAAGUUAAUACAAGUUUACAAAGAGGGAAGUCUUUUAAAACACGAUUAGCUCAGUAUUCAACAGCUCUUGAAUCAAUCACAGCCAAAACAGAUAUAGAAGAAAAUGAAGAUGAGAACUUUCCACCUGGAGGCAUCCCAGCUAGAAACCAAAAAGGAGAUAGAUUAUUGAUAUAUCUUGGUAUUAUUGACAUUUUACAAUCAUAUAGACUAAAAAAACGACUAGAACAUCAAAUCAAGUCUCUUGUCAUAGAUGGGGAUACCAUCUCAGUACAUAGACCAGGUUAUUAUGCCAACAGAUUUGCAUCAUAUUGUGCCACAAGAGUCUUCAAAAAAAUACAAACUCCUUUAAAGCAUUCUCCUUCAAAGAAGAAAGGAUAUGCAGGAAGAGCUCGAGCUCAGACAACUAUACCAGAACAAACAGAACCAGGCAGUGCCAUACGUAAAGUACCAGAAAAAACACAGAGAACCAUCAGUUUCUCUGAUGAAUACAAUCCGUCAGUAGCUAUGAGUGGUAAACCAGAUUUAUUACCUGAUGCUUCUAAUGAUACAAAAUAUCAGUCUAAUCCCAGUAUAACAGAUAUACCAACAACUCAACAAUCAUCUAAUAUAAAUAACAAAGGUGAUCGACUCAACAAAAGGAAUUGGUACAGGUCAGAAGUAAUGACAUCAGUAGUAUAUCGUUCUGACGAUUCUAUGAGGAUAGCUUCAGCAAUUCGUAAUUCUCCACCAUUGAGCCUGUCCGAGUCGACUCCUACCCACACAGAUCAUACCGAGGGCACGCCUAGUUUUACUACCUCCAGUCCAAGUUGUUCAAGUGAUGUUCUUGGUAACCUUUGUAAUAAGACCAGUCGGCACGAUUUUACUACAAAUACAGAUUCAGGCUUGUCACCAGCCUCUCUUAGUCCAGAAAAAGCUUCCCCUUCCAAAAAAGCAAGCAGCAGUGAGGCAUCAUAUUCCAGUGCUCUAGAACAACAAGUGUCAUCUAAUGUUCAUACAGAAAAGGAAGAAGUGUGAUAUUCUGCAGACACAUUUAUAACUACAAUUAGACUUAGUGAUUAGACUAUAUGGGAGAUAAAAGCACUGUGUAGCUAGGAUUUAGCAGUAAACACAUGUGGACAGAUUGUGAUGUCUGUGUCCAUAUCUAUGUAGGCAUAGAUCUACUUUUGCGGCUUUUUGGAAUUUUGAUUUUGUUAUGUGAAAUGAUAUUACUCAGCUACCUGUUUUUCUGGGAAGACAUGGAGACUAAACAUACAGUGUUAACGAAAUAAGGACAUUCUUCAAAUUGUGAAUGGGCAGGAAUGUAACAGUGUAUCAUGUGCAAACGGAAUAGAUCCUGCUGUUCUCGGAACAAAUCAAGAGAUAUUAAUAUUUAUGUUAUAUAACAGUGACAGUAGUCCACACUUAGUUUUUUUUUUUUUUUUAAAAGAACAAUGGAAUUCAACAGUAUUGUUGACUAUAUUUUGAAUGUGUUUUGUUUUUGUUCUAGAAUCUAGAACACCUUUGUAUCUGAUAAACUAUUAUGUUAUAUUUAUACUGUAGCAACUCAUACAAAUAGCUUUCUAUACACUUGUGUAUUAUUCAUUCCAAUAUUUCAUAUGAAGAUUUUUUUUUUGUAUUUCAUAAAUUGUAUACAUACGUAUGUAUGUGUAGAAUAAAUGUUUCUAUGAUGAAUAGUAUGCAGUUGUAAUAAUGUAAUGGAUGGUAAUAAAGUAUCAUACAUUGAAAGUCAUUGGUUGAAAUAUGUAUGCUUAGAUUAGUUUAGAUCAUGUGCAAUCAAAGUAAUUAAACUAUCCAGUUGCCAGUAGGAGCUUUGGAUCUAUUACAUAUAAAAUUAAAAGAAGUUAAAUUCUUACAAUUUUUAUCAAGGAAUACUGUGUUUCAAGAUUUAGACCAGGAUCCUGUUUCAGGAAGUGUACAUAAGCUGUAUACACGUGAAUUCAGUAGAGUUGUAUCAUAAAAUGUUCAGUGUGAUUAAGCCUUGUGUAUGCUUUGUGGAACAGGUCCCAUUACACAAAGCAUGUUGUAAUGUGGAUACAGUACAUGUACAUGGUGACAGUAUGUAUGUAUCUUUUUAAAAAGAUUUAGGUAUAUAAACUUAAGGUGUUUAAUAAAAAAAACUUUCGCAACAAAACUUAAAUCCCUUUAAAUUUCUAGUAAUGUAAAAAAUAAUAUUUAAGAAGGCUACAACACAAUGUUUUAAUAUACAGUGAUUUUAAAUUACAAGCAAAUUUAAGCGAUUUAAAGUAUGUAAAUGUGUUCAGAAGACAUUUAUGGUCUAUAUAGACACCUUUGUGUAUCUUAUUUUGUAUUGACCUCAAUUUCACAUUGUUUGAAUAUUAUGACAUAAGGUUUAUGAAUGCCCCGUGAAACGUGCCAUGGUGGCAACAGCUCCAGUUUAUUUUUCGAACCAUUUCUUAUUGUAUAAAGUGGUAGCAAAGUUUGCAUGGCUUAAUUCAUAACAUAUAUAGUACAUCAUCUAUAUUAGUAUUACAAGCAUGAAUAUUUUGUACUAAGUCUACAGUACAAUGAAUAAAUAUAUCAUUACACCUAACCAUGGCAUUUAUUAAUAAUGUUACAAACUGUAAUUAGGUGCACAAUUAAACAUACUAAUUAAUAUUCAUUUAUAUAUAACAUGUACAAAAACACAUUACUCAUCCAAAUUUGAUCAGUAAUUGCCAAUUUUAUCAAAUUCCUAUAAUCAGUAUUUGUAGUGACAGGUGACAUUGGAAUUUUCUUAAAGCCACAGAUUCCUAGACUAAUAUUGAAUUUCAGAUCAUAAACAAUAAAAAGAGGUCUUGCCAGAAAGCAUAUUAGUUCAGAAAUUAUAUUAAUAUCAGUCCUAAUGUGUGUUAUGGCCAUCUAAAGUAUCAUUACUUUCUGUUGAUUUUACACCACCAUCUGUUUCAACUUGAAAUAUAUAUUAAGUGAAGUAAUAAAUGAUCAUCGGUUUCUAUGCAUAAACAGCGAGGACACGAUGACAUGACAUAUAAGGCUAUGUGUUUUGUUUAAAUCUCAAAAAAUACCAUUUAAAGAACACUAUACAGCUCUUUAAUUGUGUUAAAUAAUGAAAUUGAUGAUUAGUCUUCUUGAACAUUGGGGUUUUAAGAUUUGUACAUUUGUAUUAAUUAGAGGCUUUAUCUAUUUUUUUUGUAAAUCUCAUUAGCAUUCUAAUCAACCAAAGUUAGCCAUUACCUGCUGAGCUUUCUAUCAAGAGGUUUUUUAUGGUAUAAAUUGAUAGUAACUCUGUACUCCACACAGUUACCAUCAAAAGUGUUUUAGGACUAUUUAUUAUACUGAUUAAAGCUGCUAAUUGUCAUUUGUAUUUCACAGACAAUAUCUAAUUUGUUUUUUUUUUUGUCAGCAUAAUCCACACUUCAUUUGCCUUUUUUGGUACAGAAAAAUAGGACAUUAAACCCCUUUUCAUAGAUGUUUGAUAUGUAUUUAUUCUGAUUAUAGGGUUAUUUAUCAUAUAGUGAGUACAGGGAUUCUAUAUUUAACCACCAACAGACUUAAAAAUAAUAUCACUGUGCCAGACCCUGUUCAAACUUUCAGUUAGAACGAAAAUGUGUACAUAUAUAGUUAAAUAAUUUCUUAGCAACUAACUAUAUUGAUGUGCAGUGUGUGAAUGAUUUAAUUUAUGUGUGGGACUUGAGUGCAAUUGUAGUUGACAUUUUAUGCAUGGUCUUAGUUUUUUUGUUUUUUUUCUUCUCCAGCCACAUACUCAAAACCCAUUGUAAAUUGCUACAGAUGACUGCUCUUGGUCACUGAUAGUGAUUUGUUCAUGAAUAAUGAGGGUGUAAGAUAUUUCAAUAGCUAUGUGUCAUUACAAGAAAUGUCAACAGUUAUUUAUUAUUUAAAAUAGCUAAAUCUCUAACUCAAUAUCAUCCAAAAUCUUCGACAUUGAAAACACGAUUUAUUUGUCACUUUAAAUCAACCUUGAUGUUGUGAUCUUACUGGGAAAAGAUAACCUUCUGAUAUCCAAUAUUUAAGACAAAAUAAACAUUUUACAAUUGGUACACAAAUCGUGUACCAUAAUGCGUUUCAGUGCUAUUUGUAAUAAGGGACUCGAAAAACGAGGUUAGGCAUAUUCCACAAGUCAUAUCAAACGGUGACGCUAUAUUCUUAUCUGGAGCGCAUGCCCACUAAAUACUAUCAGCGUAGACUGGAAAAACCAGAAUACUGGCGUAUUUCGCUGAGCCUAACUGAUUAGAAAUUAAAGUAAAAAUAGAAACGAUUGAAUGUAAAUCAAUUUAUAUACAUUCAUAUUACAUUAUUGUAUUCGUUGUGAUCCAUUUGUGUCAAUUUCUAGGUCCCAAAUAUUAGCGACUUAGCUCCUUUAACAUUAUAUAUUUGAAAACUGGCUAAUUCAAUAUCAGUCACCUAGAAAUGUUUGUAUUGGCAAAAUGCAAUGGAGUUCUGAGAAUGCCCAACUCCAUCAUUGAUCAAAAUAUUUAUAUAUCAUAGUUUUUAUUUUAACAUAAGUUUUAGUCAUCCACAGAAUGAAUGGACAUUUGAAUACCUGUGAACAUAUUUAUAUUUAUUACAUGUAUAUGCCUUGUAAUAUAGUCGAGACCUUCAUAUCAUAGAAUGUACAUAUCAUUUGCUGUAAGCUUCUGGUACAUAAUUGUAUAAAGGAACACAUAAUGUACAAAUAAAGUAUUUGAAUAGAU